Manihot esculenta (cassava) is the source of this 1478-nucleotide messenger RNA. RefSeq names its product 7-methylguanosine phosphate-specific 5'-nucleotidase A. The coding region runs from base 38 to 1054 and encodes 338 amino acids. Gene Ontology annotation, molecular function: 5'-nucleotidase activity; magnesium ion binding. The transcript is spliced from 9 exons. Gene Ontology annotation, cellular component: cytoplasm. The record is from RefSeq and is a predicted model, not a curated record. NCBI's taxonomy places the organism in Eukaryota, Viridiplantae, Streptophyta, Magnoliopsida, Malpighiales, Euphorbiaceae.
GUAAAUGCUUAAGCUCUGCGCAACUCUCAAAUUUUAGAUGAAUUAUCGAUACCAAAGGAGCAUAAUCACUUUCCCUGCUCGUUUCUUCAUCAUCAUCCCUUGCAGGUUUUGGCAUUGUCGUGUUAGUUUCAAGAAUCGAAUGGCUACGGAAGGCCAUGAACUCUCCAAUGUUACAGUGGUGGAUGAUCUUCUCUCGCUUCAAAAGAAAAUUGCUGCAAUUCGCAUGGCGGGUCCUUCCAAGCUCCAGGUAAUUGCAGAUUUUGAUGCAACACUAACCAAGUACAUGGUGAAUGACCGUCGGGGCCACAGCAGCCAUGGCCUUUUGCGGCAGGGGAAUCCUGAGUAUGAUGCUAAGAGGCACGCAUUGUACGAAUACUAUCAUCCUUUAGAAUUUUCCCCAACUAUUCCAAUCCAAGAGAAAACAAAGCUCAUGAAAGAAUGGUGGGGGAAAACUCAUAAUCUUCUCAUUGAGGGAGGCCUUACAUGUGAUGCAAUUAGAGAAUCUGUUGCUAAUUCUGCUAUUGCUUUUAGGGAUGGUGUUGUUGAACUCUUUCAAUUUCUGGAGGAAAGGGACAUUCCAGUUCUUAUAUUUUCAGCAGGGCUUGCAGAUAUCAUAGAGGAGGUCUUGAGGCAGAAAGUUCAUAGAUCUUUUAGAAAUGUCAAGAUUGUCUCUAACCGAAUGGUAUUUGAUGAUAAUGGUCGACUAAUUUCUUUCAAGGGAAAGUUGAUUCAUAGUCUAAAUAAAAAUGAACAUGCUCUUGAUAUGGCUGCUCCUGUUCAUGAACAUCUUGGUGAUGUUGAUGGGGUAAGCGAUGACAGUGCCUCAGUGAAGAAGAGAACCAAUGUUUUGCUUCUUGGUGAUCACCUGGGCGACUUGGGAAUGUCUGAUGGGUUGGAUUACGAGACUCGAAUUUCUGUGGGCUUCCUGAAUGACAAUAUCGAGAACAAUCUUGCUAGCUACCGUAAAGCCUUUGAUGUUGUUUAUCUGAAUGAUGCACCGAUGUGGGGUGUAGUCAAGCUUGCUUCUCAGCUAUGUUCAACUGCAUCUGCUUGAGUUCCUUGUCAAUAAAUGUUAAAGAUUUUCGGCACGUCUCCAGCUUUGCUGAAAGUGGGAUCAUGAACUGCACAGAUGACCUGAACAUUCUCCUGGAAGUGAAUUCCAUGAAAAUUGACAUAUAUAUCUUAAGGUGGAGCAAUGCCAGUGGAUUGUACUCAUUGUUUUAUUGAAAUAGCUAGGACAAGAUAAUCUAUAGUUAUAAUAGAUGGUAAUGUAUGUUAUAGACAUUUAUUAAAGGUGGAAUUUAUUCAAUUAUAUGUUAGUUGUCUUCUCCAUAGUCAGUCAGUAGUGGUUUUUGGAUGUUGUAUUUGAUAAAGAGUGCAGCCUGUGCAGGCAAGUAAAGAUUUCCACUGGUCUUGGUUAUAAUUUUGACGAUUAUACAGGAGAAACUUAGCUUGUUGAUUGUUGAAUGCACUUGUAA